Molecule: messenger RNA, 2672 nt
Organism: Clunio marinus
Lineage: Eukaryota; Metazoa; Arthropoda; Insecta; Diptera; Chironomidae
Source: the annotation of a GenBank genome assembly
GUAAUAAAUUCAAUCUUAGACAAAAUUAUUUUAAAUUUCGAUAAAUAAUAUUAAAAAGUUUUAUUUUAAUCAUGAAUGAAAAUCGUGAUUUAAAAGCCAAAACGGUGUUUUUACCUGUAAUAAGUUCUAUUCAGAAAAUAAGAAUCUACGAGACAAAAUUAACAAUUUAUCUAAUUGGUUCUAACAAUAGAGAAAACAGAUUUCGAAUUCUACAAAUUGCCAAAUCUUCAAGCUUGGAUAUCUUUGAGGAUCCGAAUGAAUAUGACACAAAAGAAAUCAGAAAAAUUAUUUCUGGAAUUAAAUUUACAAAAUCGUUAUCAGCUUAUGGCAUCAUCGGGUUCGUUAAAUUUCUAGAAGGAUACUAUUUAAUUCUGGUUACAAAAAGAAAUAAAAUAGGAUUUAUUGGUAAUCACACAAUUUAUACAAUCAAAGAUACAACAAUCUUCAAAAUCUGUAGUGAAGGUCAGAAGACAGUUAAUCCAUUAGAGACAAAAUACUUGAAAAUGUUUAUGAACGUUGAUCUUAGCUCAAACUUUUACUUCUCUUACUCUUAUGAUUUAACAAGAACUCUUCAAUAUAAUCUCUCGGUGCCUAAGUUUGUAGGAGAAAGUGUAGAUAUUGAAACGGAGGAUCCACUUAGUUGGGAAGGAUCUGAAGAAAACAGGACAUUUGCUUUUCGAAGUAUAUCAAGAAAAAAAUUUGUGUGGAAUGAGUUUCUCUUGCAUCCAAUGCAGAAAAAGGUUCUUCAUAAAGAUUGGAUGUUAGAAAUCAUUCAUGGAUUCAUUAAUCAAUCUUCCAUCAGUAUUUUUGGUCUGCAAGUCUCCGUUUGUCUUAUUGCUAGACGUUCAAAACAUUUUGCUGGUACAAGAUUUCUCAAACGUGGAGCGAAUUCAAGGGGUGAUGUUGCAAAUGCAGUGGAAACGGAACAAAUUCUAAGUGAUGGUAAACGAAUUUCGUCUUUUGUCCAAUUAAGAGGAUCAAUUCCGGCUCAUUGGUCUCAGGAUAUCAGUAAAAUGGUUCCAAAACCACCAAUUUCUCUUGAUAUCCCCGAUCCAUAUGCUGAAACCGCAGGAAGACAUUUCGAAAAACUUUUAUUCCAUCAUGGAUCACCGAUUAUAAUUCUUAACUUGGUUAAGAAAAGAGAAAAACGUAAACAUGAAAGUAUUUUAACAGAAGAAAUAACAAACAAUGUUAAAUACUUAAAUCAAUUCUUACCAGCAAACUGUAAAAUUCGUUAUUUUCACUUUGACAUGGCAAGGAAAAAUCGUACUGACAAAAAUGUGAUGGAAUCGCUAGCAGCAAUUGCUGAAACUGUAAUUCAACAAACUGGGAUGUUUUAUCAAGAUGGUAAUGACGUUCUUUAUCAAACUGGAGUAAUACGAACGAAUUGUAUUGAUUGCUUAGAUCGGACAAACACUGCACAAUUUGCUAUGGGUCGAACUGCUCUCGCUUAUCAACUACAUAAAAUGGGAUUCUUGAAAUCACCUCCAAAACUUGAAUUUGAUUCAGAUUGCGUGACAAUGCUAGAAUCUCUAUAUGAAAUACAUGGUGACACACUCGCUCUGCAAUAUGGUGGUUCACAAUUAGUUCAUCGUAUUAAAACUUAUCGUAAACCAGCCGCUUGGACUACUGCUGGCUCUGACAUUAUGCAGAACUUAUCUCGAUAUUAUUCUAAUACUUUCUCAGAUCAAGAGAAACAACAAAGUAUUAAUUUGUUUUUAGGUCAUUUUGUUCCAAAAAAAUCAACUGAAGAUAAUGAAAACUUAUGGGAAAUGACGAAUGAUUAUUUUCUUCACAAUCCUGUUGGAAUUUUCGAGAUUUUGGAAAAGCCUUUAACAGUAUUUUAUUCUGAAACUGUUCGUAAAAAUCUUCCAUAUUCUACAAGCAUAGCCAAAAAAAUUGUCAAAGAGUUAAUAAGAAUUCAUUCACUCGAUCUUGAAAUGAUCGACUUGUAUUCGAAUUAUCAUUUAACAUAUCAGCUAACGUCUUUAGAAGAAAACAUCGCGUUUCAAAUCAGUCAGUUUGCAAGAAAUUUCAUGCCAACUUAUCGCACAAAUUUCUCUCCAUUUGAACCUGGAAAAAGAGCCACAGGUCAUGCUCAAAAUUCCAUAACAUCUAUUACUAGCUCCAACAGUUCAUCAGAUGAUACCGAUAGUUCAAGCGAAGAAGAUGAUACUACACAAAGCUUUCCGUUAAAACUAACGAUAAAUAUUCAGAAUAAAGGCAUUGACAAACACUUCCGAACACUUAAUAACGCAAUUCCAUCCUGUCAAAAGGUUUAUGGCUUCGAACUUCAUAUGCCUGACAAACAGUCUAUGUUCAAAUACAAACAAUAUGUCAACAUUCAAAAGAAAUCAACUCCACAAAUUAUGGCAACAUCAUCGAUAACGAACGAAAGAAUUGCAAAGAAAAAUUCACUUAUUUUGGAUAGUCUGACCGUCUAUAAAGAUUCAUGUGAACAAAUUUCUGUACCUGAAGUUAAUGAUGAAACCAUUCGAAAGUAUAAAAACUAUUGUAACUUAAUGGUUAACAUACAUUAUAACGACAAUUAUUCAAGUAAAAGUACCAUUGAGGAAUAUGUAAACUUUGGUCUGUAAAAAUAGUAAAAAUAUUUUAUCCAAUUUUUCUUGCUUUCUAAAACUGAAAUUGAAAUAAAUAGUUACACAAAAGUA